AUGUUGCGCGCAUCGUAAGCAAGCGGAGCGCGCGCUUGCGAACAUAUCUGACAGACAUCCACAUGACAACUCCUUCCACCUCGCCGCGGGCUGAAGGCCCACCCGACAGCAAAAUGGCUUCAGGCUGCAAUUACAGAGGCAGGCGCCACGUGCCCGCUGAAGGCAGCGUGAUGUGGCAUACGGGCAUCAAUGACUUACCAGACGAACUGCUGCUAAUGAUCUUGUCCCACGUGGCUUUCACCGAUCUACUGGAUGUGGUACCGAACGUGUGCCGUCGUUGGAAAAAGCUGUCUCAAGAUUCCAAGUUGUGGGCUGACAGGGAAUUCAAUAUUGGGGCCCUGUGGCAGUGCUACCUGGAUGACCGUAAGGGUGGUGGGAACGAGCAGGAAGCAAUAGAGAUCUUCCGAAACAUCCCGAACCUGUGUAUAGUGCGCAUGUGGUUUAAUGUCAACCCCCUCGUCAUCCAGGAGCUCUGCGAUCACUGCCCGAGGCUCGCGGAGUUGCACCUCCAUCCCAGUCAGAAGCUCACCUACUCGAUUGGACGUGACAGAUUGCAGAACACUCGGCGGGGCCCUGUUCCCCUACCUCGUCGGGCUGCCGCGACUUCACACGCUUCGAAUGGAAAAUAUGGCUUUUGCGAGGCUGCAACCGGGUGUGAGCAGCAUCCUCGAAUUGUCAGGUGUGCGCUGCCUGACAUUCGAUUAUUCCGUUGUCGCUGGAGUGCCGUUUGAAAAGUUUCCAGAAAAGCUCGUCAAUCUCAGGGAGCUGGGGGUCAAAGAGUGUCAAGGUGACCCGAAGGCCGUAGAAGGGCUGGCCAAGCAGAUGCCCGGUCUUAAAAUCCACGGCGUCAUUCGACCUUUGUAACCGGCUUUCUACGUGUCCGAUAACGAGAGUGGUGCAGAACUUGAAGAGGAGGAGAAUGUGUUGCUUCGCAGUGCAGAGGAAGCAGUGGAUGACUGGAGAGUUGCAAUGAUAGUUAAAGAUAACGAUGUCUAGGAUUAAAGCAGUAUAUCUGUUCUCUUUCUAGAGAAUAUAUAAAACUGAUAUGAUAUUUAUAGGGAACUAAUUUUAAAUACUGAUUGCAUCUCAGCUGGAAUAUUGUAACUGGGCCAAAAUUUAAUACUUCUCAACUUUUGUUACUAGACUGUGUGUCGUAGUGGACUGCUGCAGGCUGUCAGGUCGAAAAUAUUUAUUUUGGGUGUAACGUCACAUUAACAUUGGUGGAAACUGUUUUGAAACAGGGUAAUUACAAGUAAUUGUGGAAGUGUGUAGAAAGAACAUAAAUUAUUUACAGUAAUAUUAGGAAAAGGAUAGUGUGCAACUCAGUGGGUCAUCUUUACACUGAUUAGCAGACAAGUACAAUGAAUAGACUGUUAUACAUUCUAGCUUCUGGCCGUGUUUGCUCGUGCGAACGUACGAGUAUUUUCUUUGCCGAAGGAGGCUCUGACAGAAAGCGGUAAUGUGUAACAGUCUUUUAGUUGUGCCUGACUGCCAAUCCUUUUCUUAAAAUUGUUGAUAUUCCAGCCUGAAGUUUCCAUUGUUUAACCAUCUGCAAUAGUGUUUGAAUUCUGGCUUUAACGAUCUGCAAUGACGCUCGGUUUCUCGUCGUAAUGACAGUGGAUUUGAAACAACUUUUUCUUUACGAGAUAAAGUGGCAAGACUGAUGAGGUAGCCAUUCUUAAAUAUCACUGGCUGGACUAGCAUGUAUUAUUGUGUACAGUAAUUAAUUUAAAAUAGUUAUGAAAUAUUUGUUAUCUGUUUAUCCAAAAAAAAAUUUCUUGCUUAUUUAUUCACUUUUUAUUUGUA
This is a messenger RNA of Schistocerca piceifrons (Central American locust), 1806 nucleotides long. RefSeq lists its product as uncharacterized. Bases 63 to 731 code for a protein of 222 amino acids. Gene Ontology annotation, molecular function: protein binding. The transcript is spliced from 5 exons. The record is from RefSeq and is a predicted model, not a curated record. Lineage: Eukaryota; Metazoa; Arthropoda; Insecta; Orthoptera; Acrididae.